CAAGUUUUGCACAAUUUUGUAAACAUUAUGGUGGUGUAGAGAGAAGAGAACUUGGGGGUGGACCCAUAAAGAUCUACUGACAGCAACAUUUUCGCAUUAAUGUUUAAAGGAAUAUGUCUUUAAUGCAAGCUAAAGGUAACAAAGAGAAGUAACAAAUAAGCAAGUGCAGAUGUGUUGAAUAUGAAGAGUCAACAAAAUGUCAUGACAUUAGACAGUCCCUCAAUUCUGUACAAACACAUUGCCAACCACAGUGAGCGUCAGGGUUCCGUCUGUUCAGAGUCACUGUCAGUGAUGGGGAUAAACCAUUCAACAGCUCAAAGAAGACAUAAAAAAGUUGAAAUGGUGAAUGUUAGCCUCAUUCAUCAUGGACUGCCAGCUUCAGAAGACACUUGUCUGGGCGUUGUCAUCAUUCCAGUUCAGCAGUGGCAGGAUCUUCGAUUGCCUACACUACGGGUCAUGCUGAGACAUCAGCUUAGUCAAGUUGUACCUCAGAGAUUUAUAUUUUAUUCAAAAGCAAGAUAUGAAAUACAAUAUGCUCAAGAAAAGGAUAUUCUAUGUUCCCAGAUUUGUGAUUUCAAUAACACCAUAUUAAUACGCAACAGUUAUGACUUACCAAAAUUAUUUGUCAAAAAUCAUGAUGACACAGAAAUCUAUGGACACAUAUUUAGUACCUUUUGUUCUACGCUGGUUGAUGUUAGAGAUACUGUUAUAUCCAGUUGUUCACAAGUGGCAGCCUCCACAAGUAAGUUUCAUUUUCUUCACCCUGAUGGCUCACUGAUUCCAGUUGCCAUGGAGACACGCUUUAAUGUACACCACAUACUUAGAAAACAUGAAAUAAGAAUUUUCGUGAGUGAUCAUGUGUCCUGGGACUCUGGGGACACUCAUACUCAACUGAAACGCAAGUCAUUUGAAUCUGUAGUAGAACAAGCCAGAGCCAAGACAUUAAGGUUAUCUUUCACCUCCAGCAAAGACAUAGACAGAAAGCCAACAGACGAGACUGCUGUCAGGACCCCUGUACAACAAGAUAGCAAACAGUUGUUGAUCAGCUAUGUCAGGGCUGAAGCUGCAGAACAUGCUGUCAAUCUGAAAAGAAAGUUAACAGAAAUUGGCUUCUCUGUUUACCUGGAUGUUCAUGAAAUUAAGUCAGGGAUAGAUUGGCAAGACUCUCUUAACUAUGCUGUCAGUAAUUGUCAAGUAUUUAUUCCAUUGGUAACACCUCGUUAUGGAGAAACACAGUGGACUAAUAGAGAGGUCAAACUGGCAGAUGUUUUGGGUAAACCUAUUUUACCCAUCAGUUUCCUUGAAGAGUGGCCACCUCGGUGUCUUGCUAUUCAGUUUGCAACAACACAGUUUAUCAGGUGGAAAACUCAGGAGCAAAUUGAAAAAGAAUUGGCAGGUGGGAAAGGCGCAGACGCAAGAGAUAUUCGCCUCUGGGAUCACCAGUAUAUUGAGUUUGUUGCUAAAGAGAUUGAACAUCGACUGAAAACUAUGAAAUCAGGGCAGACUUCUAUGUCUAAGCCUGCACUUACUAGAAUGAAAACCUUGUUGAAAACAUUUGCUGGUCGCCUGCCUGCCAAUGCUACUCCAGUUAUUACUUCUCAUGAUACAGAGGAAAUGUCAGGACCUAAAAUUGUCAUUUGUGUUCAUCCUGAUCAAGCUAACUUUGCUUUUGAAUUACGAGGCUGGUUAGAAGAAGCAGGGCACAACUCCUGGGUGUCUGCUGUUCAGGGAGAGCCUUUGUCUUUGGGUGAUGCUGAUAAAAUUAGGUCAAGUCAAGUUGUUGAUCUGAUAGCACUGAAGAAAGAGACAUCUAAAAACAUUGCUGUGAAUACUGGCCUGUACAUCACACCCAAACAAGUCCAAGUGUUCCAGGAAGCAGUGGACAAGGCUGCACUUGUCAUUAUUAUACUUUCAAAAGCUUUUACUCAGUCUAAGCUUUGCCUUCAACAGGUAUUCUACUGUGAACAUAGAAAACUCUUAUUGCCUGUUUUAUAUGAUGAGUUUCGUUUCCCAAGCUGGUUGAAAAUGUUGAUCAGAACCAAGAGACUUAUAGACGCUAAAAAAGAAGGUUUUCGUCAAGCACUUCUCAUGCAGGUUGAAAGAGGGUUGGAUCCGACGGCUAAAAACUGCCUUGAAACAGACAGUCAAGAGGCUAACAUUGCUCUAGCUGUACACUAUGUGAAAAAAUCACUUCAAGUUAAAGAAUGUGUUUAUGUUACUGGCACCUCCAAAAUUCUGAGCACAAGAUCAGAAGAUGUUUGCAAGUCUAUUGGGCGACACUUGGCCAAACUUGACAAUCUUUUUGUAGUCACUGGUGGGUGCUAUGGUACAAGUGAGCUGGUGGCUAAAGUUUUCAAUGAAGAUAAAGAACAGCAAGGAUCAGAUUCCAACGUGUGGCACAUACUGCCUGAAAUGGAAGCACAGAAUGUUAAAGAACAUUACAAUCAAGGGGCUGAUGGUACCUUUGCCCUGAAAGACUUUGGAAAAACUUUAUUUUGUGGCAACAGUCUGUGGGAAAGAGAGGCCAUUGCCGGAAGAUGCUUCCAGAUUUGUUUACUUAUUGAAGGUGGUACUCAUUCAGCCCAUGAAGUGGAAGAGUUUGUUUGGAGUGACCACAUAGUUGUUCCUGUCUGCUGCUCUAAUGGAGCUACCGUUGGGGAUGUCAAAAUUUCAGACAAGAUGUAUCAGAUGCCUCCUGGGGUUAAUGAGCGAGACUGGAAAUGUCUUAAUGACCCGCAGACCUCUGCUGAAGAGAUUGGCUUGGCAGUGUCCAGGGUGAUCACAGGUCUGCUUCAGCAUUGCCAAAACCAAGUGGACAGCCCAAGGAAGAGUCGUCUCCAUCAAACAGGGUCCAUUCCAGAGGACCCAGAAAGUGAAGAAGCAGAAACCAGUGCCUCCGCUAGUGAGUCAGUAAGCCUGUCACCCACAAAAAAGAAUGCGGCAUGGAUUGCUAAACUCCGCAGCCUGCAAACUUUUAUUCACCCUCACUAAGUUGUUUUACAUUGUUUUAAUUUCACAAUCAGAUUAACUGUGACAACCUGCAGAACAUUGUUUAGUCUCAUUAUUUAUAGUGAAACUUUUUGAAUUGAGCAUAUAAACUAAACUAAUGUUAUGAGAUAAUAAUUGUCUUAUUCUUACUUUAUUAUAUCUAGGUUCAAGCAUAACUUUUAAUAACUAUGAAUGGAGGUUUGUUAAAAGGUUUCUUAGAAGGUUAAAAAAAAACAACCUAUUUCAGCUUGGCAUCUUUUGUCAUUGUCAAACAACAGAACAUUAUUUUGAAUACAUCAGUAAAGAAACACAAUUGGUUAUGUUUUAUUUCUAUUGCACAAUUAAACAGAGGAAUCGAGAGAAGCUCUUCUAUAUUAUAGAGAAAGAACACUUUGGUUAACCCUUGAGACAUGAUUUGAAGUUAAGACUAUCUGCCAGAACCCUGAGGGAUUAUUCAGUAAAAUUACUUUAAUGAUUUGAAGUGACUUGGUAGGAAACUUUGUAGUAGAGCUUCUUUUACUUGCACUGAUUUAGCAGCAAUCUUGUAGUGGUGGGACUAUUACAAACUGUAGUGUUGUUUGGAAGAUGCCAUGCUAAUGAUGACUCUUCUGAAAUGUUACUGUUUUGUUAUUUGUUUGUUUUUUUAAGAUGAAAGAUUUAUAAAUGGUGUUCUAUUUAAUAUUUUUAAUGACAACGAGGGAUUCUAUUUUUUUUUAACUUUUGUGCUGUGUAAACCUAAAGACUUAGAAACUUCAUGUUGAAGCAUUCAAAGAUACAUGACAUAAACUAUAAUUACAUUAUUCAGAAAUUAAUUUGAUUAGGUUUUCUGAUUUAUAUAAAGGUUGUGUGUGCAUGGAUCUGACAUUAGGGGAAAAUUCUUUUUGAGUUUAAUGGAAUAUGAUCUGAAACUACAUAAGAUUUGCACUAUUACUUUACACUAUUGCCAGUAUUUAAGAUUUUAUUUUUGAUUUCAUGUGUGAAUCAGGUAAUGUUGUUUUAUUUUACAACACAUGAUUUGUUUUUUUUUUUUGGUUGUUGUUUUUUUUUUAAUAUUUUAAGUGUAUUCUUUUUGUAUUAAACAUUUCUGUGGUAAAUGUGAUGAAUUAACCUACAUUAAAGGUGACUUUUCUUCACUGUAAUGGGUACCAAGCAUAGAAUCAUGUGAACUAGUACAGUAAUCAAAAUGUAUAGUCAAUGUGAUAUUGUUUUUCAUGGACUGGGUGUAAAGAUUUGUCAUGUUUGACUGUAUGCUUAACUGUGUCAGCCAUAAUCUAAUGUUACAGCCUAUUCUUUUACCAUUUAAUUAAUAUAAUAUUGAAACACCAGCUUUUAUCUUAUGUCAGGGAGCCUCUUGGACAUCUGAGAUCUCAAGAGUAGCCUUCUGUCUCAGAAUUCCAAGAUGUUUUUCUUUUACACACACUAAGAAAUAAGAUCAUUUCAAGUUUUUACUUUGGAACAUUGUACUGCUAAAUACUUUUGUAAAAUUUGUUCACUCCUAUUUAACCAGUUUAUUAAUAAAGGCACACUAUUAUAUGUAUAUAAAAAUCACUGAUUAUAAGUCUAGUAUUUGUAUGUAGAUAUUGUUCAUAGCAAAUGUUUCUGUAUAAGACUGAGUUGUUUUUAUUUAUUUUUGUAUAGAAUACAAAGUUUAAUGGUCAUGAAGAUCACUCUGACACACCAUUACUCAGACAUACUCACUCUAACAUACUCACUCUGACAUACUCACUCUGGCACACACUCACUCAGACACUCAUUUUUCUGCACUCUUGACAUGCAGCACGUCUUUGAGUGUUGACUUUAUUGACAGUGUCACUGAGUGAAGCUUUCUUUAUACAUACAUGCUGAAAGAUUUACAGAUGGUUUAAUAAUAGGACCUUCUUGUUGUUCUAAGUCUAUCAGUCUAUAGUGCCAGCUCCACCAAGGAAAGUGUAAGUAUGGGUAGUCUUUUAUUCAUGGGCCAUUCUUGCUUUUCUUUUUAACUCGAGCUGUUCAUGAUUUACCAAAGGUCAGGCUAACAUUGAGUAUUGUAAUGUUGGUCAAUGUCCCCACACACCACCUGAGGUGCUAAUGUGUUUUCAAAUAAGUCUACAGCGCUGACAAAGUGGCAACAUUCCCAUUAACACUAGAAGAAGGGGAGAUAAUGGGGGUUGUGAGCAGAGCAUAAAGCAUAAUUAUUUUUUUUAACAGGCUUGUAUUUUUUUUAUUUUUUUUUCAAACCACGAUUAUUUUAAUUUUACAAUGUGACAAUCACAGGAAUUCUGUUACAGAGCUUUAUUUUGUAUUAUUAUAAUUUCUUAAUUUUCAUCCCUAAGACUUUUAUAUCACCUGAUUCUGUGCUACCCACCAAGAGUUAUCUGGUGCUACUAUUGUGUCCAUUGCAGUAUAUCAUGCUACCACAGACCCUCAUGUUGAUUGUAUGUUAUGCUAAGUAUUACAUUCUAUUAUCUCUCUGCUAACAGGAGUGAAUUCAACACCCAAGUCAUUGUUUCUUUUUGAAUAUUUCCAGACUCACAAAUGCCAUUCACUAAGUGCCCCAGUUCAUAUUGAAAUCUCUCAUAAGGGAAACAUAUGUCGUAACCCCUCCAGCAGCCAUUGGAAGUGAAGAUACAUUCCAUUGAAACAAUCAAUCACUGGAAAUGUAUUUGGAUCAGAUGUAUUGAAAUCUUCAUGAAAUGUGUAUUAUGUAUUUACAACCAGUUGCUUGACUUGUUACUCACAACUAAGUAUUUAUCUGUUGGUUUGGUUUUUUUCCCUUGACAAUCUGAUUAUGUCUUCAGGAUGUUUAAAUUUCAUUUGAAACUUCAGAACAAAGCAACAACUGAACCAGCUACAUGGUGCACAGUUACUACUCAGACUUUGAACAAAUUAGGUCUGAUGUAUCUGGAGGGCUGUCCAGUGGUCUGAUGUAUCUGGAGUGCUGUCCAGUGGUCUGAUGUAUCUGGAGUGCUGUCCAGUGGUCUGAUGUAUCUGGAGGGCUGUCCAGUGGUCUGAUGUAUCUGGAGGGCUGUCCAGUGGUCUGAUGUAUCUGGAGUGCUGUCCAGUGGUCUGAUGUAUCUGGAGUGCUGUCCAGUGGUCUGAUGUAUCUGGAGGGCUGUCCAGUGGUGAUACACUUUGUGAAAUGUAAAAUUUAAAAAAAAAAUGUGGUCUUCCCAGAAUUCAGCAUUGCUAAGUCUAAUUGUGAUCCAUUGGCAUUUUUUUUUUGCCGACUAUGUUUUUCUUCACUACAGAAGUAGGCAACUUGUAUUAUAGAAAUAUACUUAUUAGUGAAUCGAAUAAAGAUUUUAUUUGUGCUGCAAAUAAACAAAGGCAUUGCCUUGACAUUGUGACCAUAUGAAGAAAGAUAAUGAUUUUAUUUGUUUAUGUAUGUUGUUGGUCAAGUCUGGUAGACACAUGUUUUUAACUUUAUAAAGUAGUUUUGUGCCUUGCUGUAAUAAGCAUAUUAAGUCCAUAAGAACUUUGAAAAGACUGCCUGGAGUAGAUAGUGAAUGAUUAUCUAAUAACAUGCACCCCAACUUGUUCAGGAGGGCAAAGCUCAAAACAUUGAUUCAAAAACAGCUUUUAAAGUCAUUAUCUUCCUUUGGAACCAAUGCAAAGACUGAAUGAAAAAGAAAGUUAUGUAUUUCUCUUCACCACUAAAUCAAGACCUUUUAGAAUUUUUGCUUUUCCCUCUGUGCUCCUGGUGGGGUGUGCAAGUAUUUAUUUCUUCUUAGUAAAAUUGUGUGAGACAGCCUCUCUGAAAUGAGAGUAGUUCCCCCUACUUUUUAUUGUACAGGUUGAUUUUAUUUCCUUAUGAAACUGUUGUAGACCCACAUUAUUGUAAAUAGAAUACAUCUGCUCCAGCAGGGAAGGGGAUGGUUGGGCAGGGGGUGGGAGAAAAUCUAAACAUAAGUUACUUUGUUUUCAUAUAUUGAUGGGCAGCAUAACCUUAAGUCAACCAAUCAAUGAAAUACUUUUUAAUAACUCCAUACAAUUAUGUCAGGUAAUUUCAAAUUGUAAAUAGCAAAUAGCAGGAGUUUUUGGUUUAAAAGCAAAUGAAAAUAUUCAAAGCUGUGAGAAAUAGCUUUGUUACAAGUCUUUCUGGGUUAAACCAAGCAAAACAAAGCAUUUCUUUCUUUGAACUAGAUUGAACUCCAAAACAGCUGACAAGUAGAUCUCUAUGUUCCACAGAACAAUAAUGCUCCGUUUUAUUUUGAGUUAAAUCUUGAUUUUAAUCCAAGUAUCUUUUUUUAAUGUUUUCUAGACUUUUUUUAAAAUGUGAUUUCUACACCCACUGUGUCACAAUUUUAAUUAGUUCAGAACAGGAUUACAUCUUUUUCUUGUUUUCACAUUGACCCCCCCCCCCUUCCUCCCAUUUAUUUUGUGUUCUAGAAAAAAAAUAUUUUUUUUUUAGCUCUCUAGACAGACAUUUAUGUUUUUACAAGAGAGUUUAAGCUUCUUGUAUUUGUGUAUGCUUAAAAUACUUGGACAUUUUAACAAAAGUUUUUUUCUUAUUUGUUCUUUACAAUUUUGUUGUCAUAGAACUCCUGCAAGAGAAUGCUGUUUCACCUUUUUAAAUGCAUGUUUUAUUUGAAUAAAGAUUAUAAAUGGUAA
This is a messenger RNA of Biomphalaria glabrata, 7578 nucleotides long. RefSeq lists its product as uncharacterized. The transcript is spliced from 19 exons. The record is from RefSeq and is a predicted model, not a curated record. The coding region runs from base 181 to 2991 and encodes 936 amino acids. Gene Ontology annotation, biological process: signal transduction. Lineage: Eukaryota; Metazoa; Mollusca; Gastropoda; Planorbidae.